AUGGCUAGACUACUUCUUGUGAAAUCAGAUGUUUACGAACUAGGAGAAAUUAUCGGACAAGGUGCUUAUGGGUGCGUAUUCAAAAGUCGAAAUGUAGCGACCAAUGAAACGGUGGCGAUCAAACGGAUGAGCAUGUUGCGUACUCGAGAAGGUUUACCACCUUCAGUGAUUCGUGAAGCGGCUCUACUGAAAAGAAUUGGAAAAGUUGGUAGUGAUAAUUUGAUCUGUUUGAAAGAAGUGUUUAGUGAACAAUCAAGUGUUGAUCAACAGAAUAUAUACUUUAUUUUUGAAUAUGUUGAACAAGAUCUUGAACGUUAUCUAAAAAUUCAUAAUCUCCUGCAUAUUGAUCAGAUUCGAAAUUUCACUCAACAAUUAUUAACAGCUGUUUCAGUCCUUCAUAGUCAUUCGAUUUUUCAUCGCGAUAUUAAACCACAAAAUAUUCUUAUUACAAACAGUGGUAUACUGAAACUAGCUGACUUUGGCUUGGCUCGAGAAUAUCAUGAACAUAAAGUUUUCACUACUGUGGUCGUGACAAUGUGGUAUCGGGCACCAGAAAUUCUUCUAUCAUCACCCUAUUGUACAUCAGCUGAUAUGUGGAGCGUCGGAUGUAUUCUUGGCGAAAUGGCUUUAGGUCGACCAUUGUUUUCUGCGAAAUCUGAAACUCGUCAAUUGCGGCGCAUUAUUCAUUUAAUGGGUUUACCGAUUGAGACUGACUGGCCACAAGAUUCGCACAUUGGGAGACAAGCAUUUGAGAACUGUCGUCAACCGAUCAUUACUCUGGAACGACUUGUUCGUUUUCCAGACAGCUGUGCAUUCGAUCUCCUUCGAUCAUUACUUUCAUUCAACCAAAGUCUCCGUCCAACAGCUAAUCGCGCGUUAGACCACCAGUUUUUUCGUCGAACCGAUCAUACCUCAUGUACUGUUACUUGGUCAUCGGAGGAUAUUGCUGAAGCGGCAGCUGCUGUGCCAAAUCUUGAUGCGUACAUUGACGGUGAUCUGACUACGAACAAUGAUGGUGAUCAACGAAUUGAAAAUAGUUGCUCAAGACAUGAUCCGAUAGAUUCCAGUUACUAUUAUCAAUUAUGGUCGUCUCCUGAUGAUGAACAACAUAUGCUAACAAUCAACAGUCAUAUGAGUAGUGCUGCUGGUGAUGUACCUCAAUCACCGAUUGAUAUUCUUUCCUGGUGGCCCGAUAGUCCAUGA
Molecule: messenger RNA, 1203 nt
Organism: Adineta ricciae
Lineage: Eukaryota; Metazoa; Rotifera; Eurotatoria; Adinetida; Adinetidae
Source: the annotation of a GenBank genome assembly